This is a messenger RNA of Etheostoma spectabile (orangethroat darter), 1896 nucleotides long. It is a transcript of the gene lias, whose product is annotated as lipoic acid synthetase. The coding region runs from base 85 to 1254 and encodes 389 amino acids. Gene Ontology annotation, molecular function: 4 iron, 4 sulfur cluster binding; lipoate synthase activity. Gene Ontology annotation, biological process: lipoate biosynthetic process. The record is from RefSeq and is a predicted model, not a curated record. The transcript has 11 exons. Gene Ontology annotation, cellular component: mitochondrion. Lineage: Eukaryota; Metazoa; Chordata; Actinopteri; Perciformes; Percidae.
GUACAUUAAGUGAAGGCAGCACCAGACCAAAGCAGUCGCUUGUCGAAGUUUGUUGCCAAUGACAGUCGCCAGCUAGCUAAAGUCAUGGCGCUGUUGAAACAAAGUUAUUGUGUAGCUGGCCGUUUCUCCGCAAACCAUCUAUGGCUGAGUCCCAUAUGCAUCCCACAUGUUUAUACCAGCGGUCUGACAGCUGUGGAGAAAUCCUCCUCAAACCGGGCUGACAGAAAGAAGGAGCUUCUUGGUGACGGCGGGCCUGAUCUACAAGACUUUAUUUCAGGGGAAUUAUCGGAGAAAAACAAGUGGGAAGAGUACAAAGGCAACCUGAAGAGAGAGAAAGGAGAGAGGCUACGCCUUCCCCCAUGGCUCAAGACGGAGAUCCCCAUUGGAAAAAACUACAACAGGCUGAAGAACACUCUGAGAGACCUGAACCUGCAUACAGUAUGUGAGGAGGCCAGGUGUCCUAAUAUUGGGGAAUGCUGGGGAGGUGGAGAGUACGCCACAGCCACAGCCACCAUCAUGCUGAUGGGGGACACAUGUACCCGUGGGUGCAGGUUCUGCUCCAUAAAGACCGCCCGUCAACCUCCAGCUCUGGACCCAGACGAGCCCUACAAUACAGCCAAGGCUAUUGCUGCCUGGGGACUGGACUAUGUUGUUCUCACCUCAGUCGACAGAGAUGAUAUUGCUGAUGGAGGGGCAGAGCACUUUGCUAAAACGGUCUCCAAUCUAAAAGAAAGGGACUCUCAGAUCCUGGUUGAAUGUCUGACCCCUGAUUUUCGUGGUGACCUGGCAGCAGUAGAGAAGAUUGCCCUGUCAGGGUUGGAUGUGUAUGCCCACAAUGUAGAGACAGUGCGAGAGCUGCAAAGAUUCGUGCGUGACCCUAGAGCGAACUUUGACCAGUCUCUGAGUGUCCUGAAGCAUGCUAAAAAAGUCAAACCAACUGUGCUCACCAAGACUUCCAUCAUGUUGGGACUGGGCGAGACUGACCAACAGAUACUCAACACCUUGACAGAGUUGCGAGAGGCAGGAGUGGAUUGUCUGACACUGGGCCAGUACAUGCAACCCACUAAACGCCACUUAAAGGUGGAGGAAUAUGUCACUCCAGAGAGGUUUUCCCACUGGGAGAAAGUUGGGAACGAUAUGGGAUUCAGUUACACAGCCAGUGGACCACUGGUGCGAUCCUCCUACAAAGCAGGUGAGUUCUUCCUGAAGAAUCUACUGAAGAAGAGAAAAGCAGAAGUCACUGUCGCAGAAUGAAACGCACCCAACUAGCAGCUUUCUCCCUUUAGUCUUGUCCCUACUGUACCUAUAACUAUACACAAUAUUGGUGACAAACUCAGCGUUUACUCCUGUCGUACCAUAAUGCAUCAUUGUAAGCUGUAGCACAAUAAAGACUUUUACCAAACUUAAUAUGUAACAUAUUAACAACCUGGGGUAACACAAGGGCAGGUAGCUUUACGUGAGAGUACAGAAGUGACAUUAGUAAGACGUAGCGCAAGUACAGGGACCCUUUUGUUCCUUUUCAAACACGGUCUCCACCUUUCACCUGCGACAACUCAAAAAGGUUUAACGUUUUCGCAAGAGGACAUCAAAGAGAACAAGCAGCAGUACAAGGCCUGCAGAUAUGUAGAUAAACUACAGACUUUGUCCACAUACCCCUGCCAAGAGAAAAUAAAACCUAUUGCAGUAACUGUAAUUUGCUGUCUCUGCACCUCAGGGGCCCCUAAAUCAAAUCCACCGUGAACUCUCAUGAGCUCUUUGAUGUCUGCUGCUUCAGGACUGAUUUAAUUAACAGUUUAAAAGGAGUUACUUUUGGUCUAUGGGUUCUUGCAGUGGCUUAAAUUUCAAACACCUAUGGUUGCGGAAGCCUUGUAACACUGUUGUAUUUAGAUUACAUUA